GACCACAGAAAGUACCCUCCUUACCCACUGCUUUGGUCCCUUGGCUGCUCUGUAAAAAUCUUCCACCAGGGUCACAAUCUCCUUGCUGCUCAUUGGACAUUGAUGCCUGGCCCGAGCCUGGAUCUCCGGAGGCAGGAUGUUCAGAAACUGCUCCAGCACCAGCAGCUCCAAAAUCUGCUCCUUGGUGUGCACCUCAGGCUGCAGCCACUGACGGCAGAGCUGCCGGAGACGGGAGAGCGCCUCUUGGGGUCCAGACACCUCUUGAUAACAAAACCGUCUAAAACUCUGGCGGGAGAGCUCAGGAUCGGGCCAGUCUUUUUGCAGAGCGGGCUCCCGUUUUUCUUCUAGUUUUGCUAUUAUAUGUCUCUCUUGCUUGGAGGAAGCCUGAAUGUGGGACUGCGAGCUCAAAGUUAUCUCCAUCUUAGCCGCCAUUUUGGGGCUCAGGAGACAGCUUCUCUCUCCUUGUAAACAGCUCAAGCCUUCGGGAUCAUGGCCCUGAAUGCUAGAAAGAUGCUAGAAACGAAGCUCCUCUGAGGAUACUGGAAAGGAAAGGAUGCAAACAGAGCCUCCUCAUUCGCUGAACUUGACCCCAAACUCCUGAAGACAACACAGUCCCUGAGAGUGGGAAGAGUUUGUUUUUCUGCCAGUUUCUUGAACUGUCUUGCAAAGGAGAAAAGUCAUAAUGUCCUAAAAGGAAACUGGGGGAAAUACCGCUUUUAUUUCAGCGGCAAGCACAAGAGGUCUCAGAGGAAAAUGCGCAACGUGACCUAAUGGGCUGGCAGGAAUCCCUGGGAAAAGUUCAGGCUGUCAUCCAGGUAGCCUGCACCAGCUCCCCCGCAUCCUCCACAGGCCGACUUCCAGCAUCUCGCCGGGCGCUACAGGGCGAGCCCAGGCAGGCCACGGCGCACGCUGGGGGUUGUGAGUUAGCGGAAACCUCCUGCUAGCGAGCAAGGUACACGGAGACGCGGCGGCUGCUCACCCCCGAGGCUCCGAGGCCCAGCCGCUCCGGCCUCCGAGGGCGCCCGGCUCCGACUCCGCGCCCCAGCUGGCCCGGGGCUUGGCGAAGCUGCAGCACUCUGGCGCGCGGCUCAACUACGUGGCCGGGUGCGAGCCGGGGGUGGCGCCUGCGACGGCAGCACCGCCGACAGCCCCGCUCCACACGCCCACCUGCAGCCGACUCACCUCUCUGGGGACCGGGGAACCAGAACCCAGGAGCCAAGGCUGAGGGCGGGGAAAAAGCCGCUCGUCGCGGACACUCCCACAGGCUGCCGCGAAACUGUGCCACGAGAGAGCGCGCCUCCUCCGCAGAGGGAUUGGCUCCUCGGGGGCGUUCUCUCUCACCUAUCGGCUGCUGGGUCUGUCGAUGCUGGCGAGAACGGCGCCCCGCCGUCGCAGUGCACUCCGGGAGUUGUAGUCCGCUGGCAAGACUCGCGAGCAAGCGCAGUGGGCGGAUCCGCGCGGGGUCUCGCGGUGCUGACUUCCGACCCGGUGGCCGAGCGAGUUUGGGGAGUCGCGAGUGAGUGCGUCAGCCUCACUGAGCCUUUUUCAAGUGUGCGUCUGAGUCUGCAUGUCUAUGAAAUGCUCAUGUCUCUGAUUCCAAAAAGACACACUUUUCACUGGUAUCCAGGAGACCCGCUUCCCAGUGAUAAGAAAAGAGAUGGAAUCUGAUCUGCAGGAUGGAAGUGGCAACCAGUAAGCCAGUUCGUUGAAGCAAACCAUGGCUGCAAUAAGGAGUUCCCAGGCACACCCGUCCCCAAGCAAGGACUCCACACAGAGACAGAAAUCAGCCCUGCACGACAACGGCCCUGACUAUGAAGCUUCCCGCCAGCGCUUCCGGCAGUUCUGCUACCAGGAGGUAGCUGGUCCACAUGAAGCUUUUAGCAAACUCUGGGAACUCUGUUGUCAGUGGCUGAGGCCUAAGACACACUCAAAAGAGCAAAUCCUGGAGCUGCUGGUUUUGGAGCAGUUUCUGACCAUCUUGCCAGAAAAGAUCCAGAGCUGGGUGAGGGAGCAGUGUCCAGAAAAUGGUGAUGAAGCUGUGGCUCUGGUUGAGGAUGUACAGAGAGCACCUGGGCAGCAGGUCCCGGAAUCUGGGAAGGACUUGAAAAUGCCCAUCGAGGAGACGGCCUCCUUGGGAGCAGCCAGAGAAUCACUGAGAUCCCACGUGAAACAGGGGGUUCUUCCAGAAGAAUGGCCUGUGAAGGGGUCACGGAGCUCACCCCAGAGACCGUGGGGACAGUCAGAAGCCUGGCUUACUCUGCAGGCUCCCAGGAACCUUCCUCAGAGGAGGGGUCUUAGAGACCAGGAGACAGGUGCUGUGCUCCACACAGCUGGGGCCCAGGGACGAGCCACAUGUGAGGACAGAGCCAUAUCCCUCUGUCAGGAAGGGCAGAUAACACCUGGCCCCGAACAGAGGGCCCUCUACAGGGAUGUUACACAGAAGAGUGACAGAAACGCCUGGCUGGAGCCUGGCCCACCCUGGGCGGCCGAGGACACCAGGACUCUCCUGUCUGUUCUCAGCAGCCUCGACACUCCUGGCCAUUCUCAGUUUUAUGAAAAACUCCAGACCCAUCAGCAGAACAGCCAGAUCUCCAGGGCCUUGGUGGAACAACUCCAGGAGCAAAGCUUUCUGCAGACCCCAGAGCAGCAUCGUGCCAAGUUCAAAAGCCUGCAGUUGAGUUCCCGCAACAUGAGGAGAGGCUAUGUGCCUGAGCCUUGUAUCUUUUACGAGGAAACUGAUGCCCUUUCCAGCCGCUGGGCCUCUGCACCUACUAUGGCAAGCAGUACUGAUCCUGGCCAAGAGGGAAGUGAGGCUAGAGAGCUGAGUCAGCAGAAUGGGGGGCCCACAGAGGCUGGAGAAGGUACCACCGUGGAUGGUGAAGACUGGGAGGAAGAGGAUUUCAGGGAUCCUGGCCAGGCAGUUAGGAGGGUUGGCCUGCCGGACCUGUUCCCAAACAGACGUGGUAUUGAGAUCAAGAGCGGGAUUACAAAAGAGAAUUGGAAAUGGGAUGAUACAGAGGAAGCAAAAAUGAGCAAGCCUUUUCAGAGAAAGUCCAGUGAAGUCUUCUGGCAUUCUGAGCUAAAAAGAGGCUGGGCAGGUGCUCCAGUGUCAAGAAGGCAACGAAGAUGUUCUCCAGGGGAGAGUGAGGAGAAAUCCCCAUCCCAGAAGAGAAUGAGUCACCAGAGACUUCGUACUGGGGAAAAGGCCUGUACACAUUUCCUGUGUGGGAGAAACUGCUCUCAGAGUUCUCCCUCUCACCACCAGCCAGUCCCCAAAGUGGAAAAAGCUUCUAAAUGUCAUGAAUGUGGGAAAAGCUUUAGCCGCAGUUCUUAUCUUGUUCGACACCAGAGAAUCCACACGGGAGAGAAGCCUCACAAGUGCAGUGGGUGUGGGAAAGGCUUCAGCGAGCGCUCCAACCUCACUGCCCACCUAAGAACUCACACAGGGGAGAGACCCUACCAGUGUGGGGAAUGUGGGAAAAGCUUCAACCAGAGCUCCAGCCUCAUUGUCCACCAGAGGACCCACACGGGGGAGAAGCCUUAUCAGUGCACUGUCUGUGCAAAGAGAUUCAACAACAGCUCCCAGUUCAGUGCUCACCGGCGAGUCCACACUGGGGAGAGCCCACACAAGUGUGGGCAGUGUGGGAAAAGCUUCAACAAUGGCUCCCACUUGAGUGCCCACCAGAAAACCCACACGGGAAAGCCUUACCAGUGCUCUCAGUGUGAGAAAAUCUUCACUAAGAACCCUUCCCUCAUCCACCAUCAGGGGGUGCACACAGAAGAGGUUCCCAUAUCCCAGGAAGGAAGGCAUGUGCUAUGAGUGUGGAAGAAACCCAAUGGAUCAAUUCCUUAUGUCAACACGUGUUUCUGGCACUUCCUUCUGCUUGUCGAGAAUUCUACUGGGCAAUCCCCAGCUUAGCUAUAGGUUUAUUGACAACCGGAUCUUAAGAACCAUGUCCAGGAAUAGGAAUCAGGGUAAGAAUGCUGAACUCUUUCUGGCUCUGCCUGGGACUCCUGGGUCCUGUCUCAUUGUCGAUUUCAAUUCUGUUUGAAGGGGACAAGGCUACAGGAUCCAUAAGUCAGGAAACCUGGGUAUGACUGUUCCCAACAGAGAAUGGGGGGGCUAGUGGCCUGAGCACUGUUUCUGGGCCAUGUCAGAGAAGAAAUUCUCCACCCUCAUGGGAAGCACAUCUAGAAGUUAACAGCCUGGAUGUAUUCUAAACCAACAACUGGCCUCUGACACCUAGUGUUAGGUACUACUGCUAACUUAAGAGCAGAUCACUACUCUGUAAUCCAGCCACCACCAAAGAAAGAACAAAGGAAAGGAAGGAGAGGUUAAGCCUCUGGGCAAUAUUAAAUCUGUUUCCCUUGGUGACGUAAUCUCAGAGCAAGGGUAACAUCUAGGUUAAUCUUUGUAAGAUUCCUCAUUUUACCAUCACCUCCACCCCAGUUCCUGGUUUAUUGUCUCUUAUAGUUAACACUUUCUACAAGCUUAUAACCAUUACCACUUCUGUUGACAAUAAAGGUGUUUCUCCCUCUA
Molecule: messenger RNA, 4540 nt
Organism: Globicephala melas (long-finned pilot whale)
Lineage: Eukaryota; Metazoa; Chordata; Mammalia; Artiodactyla; Delphinidae
Gene: ZSCAN32
Product: zinc finger and SCAN domain containing 32
Biological process (GO): regulation of transcription by RNA polymerase II
Molecular function (GO): DNA-binding transcription factor activity, RNA polymerase II-specific; RNA polymerase II cis-regulatory region sequence-specific DNA binding
Source: RefSeq, a predicted model, not a curated record